Molecule: messenger RNA, 2004 nt
Organism: Phragmites australis (common reed)
Lineage: Eukaryota; Viridiplantae; Streptophyta; Magnoliopsida; Poales; Poaceae
Product: glucan endo-1,3-beta-glucosidase 13-like
Exons: 4
Coding region: 314-1804 (496 amino acids)
Biological process (GO): carbohydrate metabolic process
Cellular component (GO): plasma membrane
Molecular function (GO): hydrolase activity, hydrolyzing O-glycosyl compounds
Source: RefSeq, a predicted model, not a curated record
GACUUGAGCCGCUCUUGUUUAAACGCGCUCAACCCACGCCUCGCGUCCGCUUCCGCCGCUACCGUCACGCGCUUCCCUGCACGCCCUGCUCUGCUCUCUCUCUCUCUCUGCACAGCAGUGGCUCAGCGGCUGCGCCCCUCGUAACUCGUCAGCCCGUGACUGUCUCGUGUCGUCCUCUCGCCUCCCUCUCUCCUCUCUCCCCUCCUCGCCUCGACAGUCUGACCGCAGCCGUGCAGCCGUGCAUUGCUACCGCAAUCGCAGACACCGAGAGCAAGGCGCCGAGGUGGUACCAGGGCCCGGCGUUCUCACGGCAAUGGCACGGCGGCUUGUACUGGCGCUCCCUGUGCUCCUCUUCUUGCUUCUCGUCGGGCACUGCCGCGGCGGCAAGAUUGGCGUCUGCUACGGGCGCAACGCCGACGACCUGCCGGCGCCGGACAAGGUGGCGCAGCUGAUCCAGCAGCAGUCCAUCAAGUACGUGCGCAUCUACGACACCAACAUCGACGUCAUCAAGGCAUUCGCCAACACCGGCGUCGAGCUCAUGGUAGGCGUCCCCAACUCUGACCUCCUCGCCUUCGCGCAGUACCAGUCCAACGUCGACACCUGGCUCAAGAACAACAUCCUCCCCUACUACCCUGCCACCAUGAUCACCUACAUCACCGUCGGCGCCGAGGUCACCGAGAGCCCCGUCAACGUCUCCGCACUCGUCGUACCGGCCAUGCGCAAUGUGCACACCGCACUCAAGAAGGUCGGUCUGCACAAGAAGAUCACCAUCUCCAGUACACACUCGCUCGGGAUACUGUCCCGGUCGUUCCCGCCAUCCGCCGGGGCGUUCAACAGCAGCUACGCCCACUUCUUGAAGCCUAUGCUGGAGUUCCUUGUCGAGAACCAGGCACCGUUCAUGGUGGAUUUGUACCCCUACUAUGCGUACCAGAACUCGCCGAGCAAUGUGUCCCUGAACUAUGCGCUGUUCUCGCCGCAGUCUCAGGAUGUGAUUGACCCAAACACUGGACUGGUUUACACAAACAUGUUUGACGCGCAGGUCGAUUCCAUCUUCUUUGCGCUCAUGGCUCUGAACUUCAAGACUCUGAAGAUCUUGGUCACUGAGUCAGGGUGGCCGAACAAAGGGGCAGCCAAGGAGACCGGAGCGACUCCAGACAAUGCUCAGACUUACAAUACCAAUUUGAUACGUCAUGUCGUUAAUGACAGCGGCACGCCAGCGAAACCUGGGGAAGAAAUCGAUGUCUACAUCUUUUCCUUGUUCAAUGAGAACAGGAAACCUGGCAUCGAGUCGGAGAGGAACUGGGGACUGUUCUUCCCUGACCAGAGCUCUAUCUACAGCCUUGACUGGACUGGCCGAGGCAAUGUGGAUGUUAUGACUGGAGCAAACAUCACAAAUUCAAAUGGGACCUGGUGUAUUGCUUCAGCUAAUGCAUCGGAGACGGAUAUGCAGAAUGGCCUGAACUGGGCAUGUGGUCCAGGCAACGUCGAUUGUUCUGCUAUUCAACCGAGCCAACCCUGCUACCAGCCUGACACUUUGGCUUCCCAUGCUUCAUAUGCAUUCAAUAGCUAUUACCAGCAAAAUGGAGCUAACGUUGUGGCCUGUGACUUUGGUGGUGCUGGAAUGCGAACGACGAAAGAUCCAAGUUAUGACACUUGUGUCUACUUGGCUGCCGGCAGUAAGAUGAGCACGACAAAUUCAACAUCUCCUCCAGCUCUGACCGACUCCAGUCCACGACCAUUGGCCAAAUGCUUCACCCCCUUGGUCUCCAUGCUGGCCGUUGCGAUAGCUGCAGUGGUACUGUGAUCUAUGGAGAACGCUCUUGGUAGUCUUUUCGGAUGAAAGGUGGAAGGCUAAUCGCCUAAUGCUGGUAACCAGUGAUGUUCCGUUUUGCCAUGAGUAGUAGACUAGCAGUAGGGAACCGUAUCAUGCAGUAGGAAUUCUCUAGUCAGUUUAAGAUGUACAUCGUUGCGCAGACUAUAUAUCAGCUGGCAUUAAGAACCUGA